Messenger RNA from Drosophila sechellia, 2336 nucleotides. RefSeq names its product glutaredoxin domain-containing cysteine-rich protein CG12206. The record is from RefSeq and is a predicted model, not a curated record. The coding region runs from base 579 to 2336 and encodes 585 amino acids. Gene Ontology annotation, biological process: sensory perception of sound. NCBI's taxonomy places the organism in Eukaryota, Metazoa, Arthropoda, Insecta, Diptera, Drosophilidae. The transcript has 5 exons.
CAGCGCGAUUUUGAAUGGGUUGUACGCGCGGCGAGUUCUCAAAAGUCGUGUUUUCCAGCCGAUUUCAAAAUAUAUUCAUAGUAACUGAAGAAUCCCAAUGAAAUCAGAGAUUGUAAACACAGCAACGGAUGACCCAAAAGAAAAACAGACUGCGUGCGUGUGUGCGAUAUAUGGAAAACGCAGCUCAAUAAAAAAAAUCUCUGAAUGUGUAAAACUGUUUUUCCGAAUCUUUUGAUUUUUGUUUUAUUUUUGUGUGUGUCUUUUGGUAAGCUACCAAAUGAAAAUUGUGUGCAAUAAGCGGCGAAUGCAGGCCAGCAGCAGCAACAACAACAGCAACAACAACGGAAUCAACUGCAGCAACUGCGGCAACAGCAAUUACUGCGAUCGUAUGCACGCGGCAUUCUAACUGUAAAGCACUUGGCAACGGUCAACGGCAGAGGCAAGCGGCAAGCGGCAAGUGGAACGCACAGGAGCAACAUCAUUAGCCGGCACUUGAUUGCAUCAGCUUGGAGCGGAGCCACGAGAUAUAGGCAUUGGUUAUCUGCGAUCGGAUAUCGACGACCAGAUGCUGCAGAACCAUGGCGGCAAUCACUAGCAAUGUGUCGCGAUUGGAGCCAAUGCGCGGUAUUUCCAUAAUCAUUGAAUCGCCAGAAGUGUCUGCGGCAACACCACCAGCAGUGGCAGCAACAACAACCGCAACAGCCGCAGAAGCCGCAUCAACACAAGUAGCACCAACUGCCAAGAGCAACAGCAACACUGAAAUGUCGCUCAAGUCCCAGGCUGGCAUGUUGCUGGCAUUUGGCGACACAGCAGCAACAACCAAAGAUAAUUUGGAAACUAGUUACGACACAGCAGCGAAGUCGGCAGCAGCACCAGGGACCACCAAAAUCUAUCCGCAGUUGCUGCUGCGCAUUGGCGGAGAAAUUGCCGGUGCAACAGCAACAGCAGCAACAACAGCAACAACAGCAGCAUCAGCAGCAUCAGCAGCAACAUCACCGACCAUAAUCAGCUGCAAUGGUGAAAUUGCCGCCAGUCAGCCAGCAGCAACAGCAGCGGACACAGCAGCAACAUUGCAACACAACAACACGGUGAAGAUUCAAAUCGAAAGCCAGGGUCAGCAGCGGACUCUGGGCAAGCAGAUAAGUGUGGUGAAGCUGAACGAGGGCGUGGAGGAGAUGCAGCAGCACUUGUGCUACUUGGUGGACACCAGUGGCCAGUACUCGCCCUGCGAGACCUUGGACAGUGGCACGGGCAGCGAUCUGGAGGGUCAUCCGCAGCAGCAGCAGCAGCAGCAGCAGCAGCAGCAGGUGAGGUCACCGCAGCUGGAGCUGCAUCUGCAGACCACGCGGCUGAUGGUCAAGGAGGAGGCGGACCAUAAGCACAGCCCGCUGGAGACGCCGAGUCCCGUUCCGAAGCGAGCGUACAGCCUCACCGAUGACAGCGAGGAGUGCGAUGAGAGCAGCAACUCCUCGCUGAGCUGCGAUUCCCUGCACUCCGGUGGUUUGCUGCCCACUACCCUGCUGCGGGACAUUCGGCUCAGGGAACGAGCGUCCAGUCCACUGGUCACCAAAGUCGAUGGCAGACCGCUGCAAUUCGAAUCGGAUGGCUAUUACACAUUCCACGUGCGCGAGCACGAGAAUUUCCGCAGUUUUGGUUCCAAUUCCUCGACGGAGUACGAGGCACAGCCCUUUUCGGAUGAACAGCCGGGUGAGGACUUUGCCGGCUAUCGGGACAUCCGGACGGCGGUCAAGCUUCCCGCCAACUCUACGAUUAGAUCUGCCAAGGGAACCGUCCGUGGCGUCAAGAAUCGUGUGCGCAAUGGAGUAGCCGCCUUCUUGCAACUGCAACAGCCCAAUGUCAAGAACUAUAUGGAGAAGGAUCUGGGCAAAGUGGUUUUGUACACCACCAGCAUGGGCAUCAUCAGGGACACAUAUGCCAAGUGUGCCAAUGUCAAAAAGAUUCUGCGCACACUGCUAGUAAAGUUCGAGGAACGGGACGUUUUUAUGAGCGUGGAGUACCAGCAGGAAAUGCGCGAAAGGAUGCACGACGAGACCAUCCGGGUGCCACAGCUCUUCGUCGAGGGUCAGCACAUCGGGGAUGCCGAUGUCGUGGAGCGGCUGAAUGAGAGUGGCGAGCUACGACAGCUGUUGAGACCGUACAAAUCGAUUGCCACUGCGUACACGUGCCAGACGUGCGGCGGAUAUCGCAUGCUGCCGUGCCCCGCGUGCAACGGAUCCAAGAAGUCGAUGCACCGGAACCACUUUACGGCGGAGUUCGUGGCCCUAAAGUGCAUGAACUGCGAUGAAGUCGGGCUGGUUAAGUGCCCGAACUGCUGA